GAAGGCGACUAGUCCCGAAGCACCGGAGGAUGAAAGCAAGCUGUCGGCUAGACCUCGUCUCCAGAGGGGGGGCAGCUCUGCCUCCCUGCAUAACAGCCUGAUGAGGAACAGCAUCUUCCAGCUGAUGAUUCACACUCUGGACCCCCUCAGUGAAGAAUUUGCUGACUCUGAACUUGGAACAUAUGGAAAGCUAAAAUAUUAUCACACAAUGACUGAAGAAGGAAAAUUCCGGGAGAAGGCAUCCAUCCUUCACAAGAUUGCCAAAAAGAAAUGUCAAGUGGAAGACAGUGAGAAGGCUAACGGAGCAGCUAGUCGCUCAGAUAAGAAUCUUCCAAACAGCUCCAAUGUGGAGGUGGAGGUGACGCCGCCAAUGAACGGAACUGCAGGACAAGAGGGCGAAGCGGCUGAAGACGAGGAGGAUGAGGACCAGCCUCUGAGCCUGUCCUGGCCAGAGACCAACCGCAAACGCCUCACCUACCUCAUCAUCAUGCCCAUCGUCUUCCCCCUGUGGCUCACGCUGCCCGACGUCAGGAAGACAACUGCAAAGAAAUUCUUCCCCAUAUCGUUUUUGGGAUCCAUCAGCUGGAUUGCGAUAUUCUCCUACCUCAUGGUGUGGUGGGCACACCAGGUGGGAGAAACCAUUGGUAUUACAGAGGAGAUUAUGGGGCUCACCAUAUUAGCAGCCGGUACCUCAAUUCCAGACCUGAUCACCAGUGUGAUUGUAGCCAGGAAGGGGCUGGGGGACAUGGCCGUGUCGAGCUCCGUGGGUUCCAAUAUCUUCGACAUCACCGUUGGUCUGCCGUUCCCGUGGCUCCUGUGGUCGCUCAUCCAGGGCGUGAAGCCCGUGAGCGUGAGCUCCAACGGACUCUUCUGCGCCAUCGUCCUCCUCUUCCUCAUGCUCCUCUUUGUCAUCGCCUCCAUCGCCGCCUGCAAGUGGCGCAUGAGCAAGCUGCUGGGCUUCAUCAUGUUCCUGCUCUACUUUGUGUUCCUGGUGGUCAGCGUCAUGCUGGAGGACAAGGUCAUCAUGUGUCCAAUCUCUAUUUGAGCCCCCCCA
This is a messenger RNA of Hypomesus transpacificus, 1054 nucleotides long. Its product is annotated as sodium/potassium/calcium exchanger 2-like. Gene Ontology annotation, molecular function: calcium channel activity; calcium, potassium:sodium antiporter activity. Gene Ontology annotation, cellular component: membrane. NCBI's taxonomy places the organism in Eukaryota, Metazoa, Chordata, Actinopteri, Osmeriformes, Osmeridae. Gene Ontology annotation, biological process: calcium ion transmembrane transport; long-term synaptic potentiation; intracellular calcium ion homeostasis. The record is from RefSeq and is a predicted model, not a curated record. Bases 101 to 1045 code for a protein of 314 amino acids. The transcript is spliced from 10 exons.